Molecule: messenger RNA, 2361 nt
Organism: Selaginella moellendorffii
Lineage: Eukaryota; Viridiplantae; Streptophyta; Lycopodiopsida; Selaginellales; Selaginellaceae
Product: cleavage and polyadenylation specificity factor subunit 2
Exons: 18
Coding region: 32-2254 (740 amino acids)
Biological process (GO): mRNA 3'-end processing by stem-loop binding and cleavage
Cellular component (GO): mRNA cleavage and polyadenylation specificity factor complex
Molecular function (GO): RNA binding
Source: RefSeq, a predicted model, not a curated record
UCUCUCUCUCUCUCUCUCUCUUCUUGCAGGAAUGGGGACGAGCGUCCAGCUGACCCCGCUCGCCGGCGCUCACUCCGAGGGGCCGCUCUGCUACCUCCUCCAGGUCGACGAUUUCAGAUUCUUGCUGGAUUGCGGCUGGAACGAUGUCUUCGAUGUCUCUCUCCUCCAGCCCCUCGUCAGUGUCGCUCCCACGAUCGAUGCUGUUCUUCUCUCCCAUUCUGACACGCUGCAUCUCGGAGCGCUACCCUACGCGAUCGCGAAGCUGGGACUCAAUGCGACCGUCUAUUGCACGCAUCCCAUCCGGUCCAUGGGCCAUAUGCAAAUGUAUGAUCAUUGCCUCUCGCGAACUGCUGUGUCGCAUUUUGAUCUCUUCAGCCUGGAUGAUGUAGACACUGCCUUCUCGAACACCUGUCCUCUCAAGUACUCUCAACAUUUUCCUCUUCAAGGCAAGGGGCAAGGCAUUACCAUCACACCGUUUCCAGCAGCCAGACUUUUAGGCGGAACUAUCUGGAAAAUCACUAAGGACACGGAAGACAUCAUAUAUGCUGUCGAUUUCAACCAUCGCAAAGAAAGGCAUUUAAAUGCAACGGUUUUAGAGUCCUUCACUAGGCCUGCAGUGCUUAUUACGGAUGCUUACAAUGCUCUCAAUUCUCAGCCUGUGCGCCGGCAACGAGAUCAAGAAUUUCUGGAUAUUAUCUUGAGGACUCUACGCUCCUCUGGAAAUGUUCUUUUGCCUGUCGAACCGUCUGGUCGGGUAUUAGAGAUUAUUUUGUACCUGGACCAGCAUUGGAGCCAGCACCGAAUAAACGUACCCCUCGUUUUUCUUACGUAUGUGGUCGGCAGCGUAACUGACUUUGUUAAGAGCUCGCUUGAAUGGAUGAAUGAUGCUAUAGGAAAAGCAUUCGAACAGAAUCGUGAGAAUCCAUUCGCACUAAGAUCCGUGAAAUUGUGCACCUCACGAAAACAGCUUGACGAGCUUCCUCCAGGACCCAGGGUUGUUCUUGCAUCCAUGGCGAGCUUGGAAACAGGAUUUGCGAAAGAAUUGUUUUUGGAGUGGGCUGUAGAUCCUAAAAAUCUUGUACUUUUUACGGAACGGGCUCAGGUUGGAACACUAGCGCGUCAGCUACAAGUGGAGCCUCCGCCAAAGAUUGUGAAAAUCACCAUCAGCAAGAAAGUCCUUCUUGUCGGUGAGGAGCUGGAGGCUUACGAGCGUGAGCAGUCGCGGCUCAGAGAGGAAGCAAGGAACGCAGCUUCUCAACAGGAACCAGUCCAGCCAGCUUCUUCAAGCGACGACCUGAUGCCAUCGGCUCCGGACGAGUCAAGUACACCAUCAGAAGGGAAACAGCAAGCGGUCACUGUUCAUCAUGAUAUUUUCAUAGAUGGUUUCACGGUUCCGGCUGACACCGUAGCACCCAUGUUCCCGGUUUAUGACGAUAGCAACGAACGUGACGAGUAUGGGGAAAUUAUUAACCCUGAUGACUUUGUGAUUAAAGAAGAGUUUAUGGACUACUCCCAAACUCAGGCUGUAAGUGAUGUUCUUAGUGCAUCUAAAACUGGUUUUAACGAUUUGUUUUUUUUACAGAAUGCAAAUAAUAUAAAGCUAGAGACAGAAGGAGACACCUCUGCAGAAAAGCCGUCGAAAGUCGUCACGACUGAUACAGCGGUGGUCCCACUGUGUGCGCUGACAUUCAUGGAUUUUGAGGGCCGAGCCGAUGGACGAUCGAUCAAGUCGAUAUUGGCCCAUGUAGCUCCCUUGAAGCUGGUUUUGAUCCAUGGAUCCGCGGAAUCUACCGAACACUUGAAGCAGCACUGCCUCAAAAAUGUCUGUCCGUUCGUCUACACUCCACGGGUUGGUGAAAAUAUGAACGUCACUUCCGAUCUCAAUGCGUAUAAGCUGAGGCUGACGGAGCGUAUAAUGAGCAGCGUCCUCUUCAGAAAGCUUGGAGAUUACGAGCUAGCGUGGGUUGAUGGAGAAAUCGGACAGAAUGAGGAGGACUUACUCCCACUUUUGCCUCUGGACGGAACGCCACCUCCACACAAGACCGUCUUUGUUGGGGAUUUGCGCCUUGCUGAUUUCAAGCAGCUAUUAGCCACCAAAGGCAUCCAGGCAGAAUUUGCCGGUGGUGUUCUCCGUUGCGCUGACAACAUAGCCGUUCGCAAGAGUGGAGGACAGCAACUCGUAAUCGAGGGAUCUUUGUCUGACGACUACUACAAAGUCCGGGAGCUGCUCUACUCACAAUACCACAUAGUGUGAAUGUAAACUUCUUGGCCAGAGUUUCGUGGAGGGCUUGUCGGGACAAGAGGUUUUCCAUCUGCAAACAAGGAACCAAUCAGCACAGGAACUUAAGAUAUCAUAUCCGG